Messenger RNA from Paramuricea clavata, 3338 nucleotides. NCBI's taxonomy places the organism in Eukaryota, Metazoa, Cnidaria, Anthozoa, Malacalcyonacea, Plexauridae. The record is from the annotation of a GenBank genome assembly.
AUGCAAUUUUGGUCAUGGGAAUGCGAUGACGCAUUUGAUGCUAUGAUAAUUCAGGUUGCUUUGGAGCAACAACCCCCAGUUAAAUGGGUGGAUUUUAUGGGUAAUCCCACCAAGGUCAGCGGAGGGAUGGCCGCGAAUGCCCGUUUAGCUCCGAUUGUGGAUACUGUGACGAACGGACGGACCGUGGGACAUGUCGAGGACUUGUUUUUUCGUGACCCUGAUUCAUUUCGCCCGGGUGAACUGCAUAGACAUAGUGUUGAAUAUUGGGAAGCCAUCACAACGCAACGGUCUUCGGCCAUUCAAUCAGACGCUGUGCGUUGGGUACGAGAGAAAAUACCCGUUUUUGAGUUUGUUCAACAUUAUAAAGGUUCUUAUAAGGGUCAGUCCUACGAUUCGGAUCGCCCGCCACGGAGAGUUUUCCGCAACAAUCAAUCUUGCCGGCCUUUUGUGGAAUUUGUCCGUCAGACGUUGUUAGAUCGGUUGCGCACUGGCGCGGUUUCUUUGUUGGGGAAAGUGGGCGAAGUGGAGCCCCCGCACAUUGUUCAUCCUCUCACGGUGGAACCUAGAAAGCCACGGCUCUGUUAUGAUGCUCGUUAUCUCAAUUUGUGGAUGCAGGAUAAGCCUUUCAGUCUUGAUAAGCUUUGUGAUUUGCCACGUUAUGUGUCCAAAGCUUCUUAUCAGACGGUGCUUGAUGAUAAAUCUGGAUAUGAUCAUCUUCUCCUCACGGAUGAUAGCACUACGUUUUUUGGCAUACAGUGGGGUGGAUGGUUUUUUUCACGUAUAAUACAUUGCCUUUUGGUUGGAAAUGCUCCCCUUAUGUUUAUCAUAGCACCGGUCUGGUGGCUACGAAUUAUUUUCGCUCCAUUGGUGUGCCUUGCUCCUUGUAUAUCGAUGACAGGCAUAACGGACAGUUGCAAGUUCGCUUCGACAAGGGUGCUUAUGCUAGUUUUAACACGGAAGAUGAACGAAAAUUCGCGGCGGCUCAAUCGGCGAUUUUUCUUGUAUCUUAUCAUCUGAUACGUUUGGGCUAUUUUCUCGGCUUGAAGAAAUCUAUUCUAGUUCCUCAGUUGGUAGUACCCUAUCUUGGUUUUUUGGCUGAUUCUGUGUUGCAAGUGUUUCAUUUUGUACUCUCUUGUUACUGGGUUGCCGAUGAAUUGUCUUGGGAUAUUGCUACGAAAGAAGCUGUUGCCAUUGAACGAGUAUUGCUGCCAUGUCGUGCUGUUCUUUCUAAUGCAUGGGUCGAUGUUUUGGUUGAUAACCAAGCUGUUAUCCACUCGUGGAAUAAUCAAGGUGGGCGGAGUGCCUCACUUAAUCGUGCCAUUAAGCAGUUAUUUUUUACUACGUUAAAGUUGAACAUUUCCCUUCAUCUCUCCUAUGUUCCCACUGGUGACAACCCAGCUGAUGUACCUUCGCGUCGAUUAUCGGCUCUGGAUAGUCAAUUAACGGCUUCACUUUGGACUGUGGUUCAGCACGAGUUUGGUGGUGACGGUCAUACCUGUGAUAUGAUGGCCCUAGAUUCGAAUGCUAUAUCGGAUUACUUUGGUAAUCGAUUGCCCCAUUUCACGCCCUAUCCGACACCUGCAUCAGCUGGAGUUAAUGUGUUUGCGCAGGACCUAGGAUCCCACCGUUCGAUUAUGCAGCGUCCCUAUGUUUUUCCACCGUCAGUGUUAGUUGGUCCCAUGCUUCGUUUCCUCGAGUAUUAUCAGCAAUCGUGUACUAUUGUCGUGUUGGAUGUAUACCCGCGCAAGUAUUGGUGGCCUUUGCUUCAGUUUCGAGCGCGUUCGUCUCGAAAGUUAGCCUCUAUACUGGAGAUCGUAAUGCUCUCCUAGUUCCUUCGAAGCAUGGAUGGGUUGCUCAUUCUGGACUUAAGUGUGACUUGUGGGCGUUUGCAAUUUAAUCGUGUUUAGUAUUUUACUUUACUGUAUAACAAUAGCAAGUCGUCCAUUAUUUUUGGUCAUGUUAGGUUGUUGCGUAUAUAAAAUAAUCAAUAAAACAACACUUGGGCUUGGUAACACCGUUUUUGUUUUUUUCUUUUCUUCAAUUUGUUUUAGAUUUUACCUAUGAUAGCCAAAUUAUUUGUCCCGUCAGUGAAAUGCCCUGAUUGUAGCCAUGCCAAUGACAUUGAUUUUCCUUUUUGUCAAAAAUGUGGAUAUCAGCGACGGAUCCGGGCCACUCCUCGUGUAGAAUCGGGACUUCAGGUCGACCUUGAGGAGCUUGAUAAUCGUCUUCACGAAUUGUUCGAGUAUGAUCACGCUACCAAGUACUCGAAACAGAAAGAUUCACUACAACGUGAGUUGGAGUCCUUUUUGACAGCUCUUCCCGGCAGUAUUAUAUUGGCUACUGUAACACCACGCGAUGUGUGUCGUUUUCUGUUUUUUAAAGAUCAGGAUGGCAAGAUACAGAUUCAUCGAAACAGUUGUCAGUUUUUGGGUCAACGAGGACAACACGCGUGUGGUUGUCCGUUACGUUUGUCCUAUAAAACCGUUGAUUCGUACAUUGGCAAGUUGCGGUCAAUUUUGCAUGCCCAAGGUCGCUCAGGUGAAUGGGAUAAGCGGCUUGCUUUGGGUAAUCCAGCAGCCGACCAGUCUGUCAAGGAUUAUCUUCGAUGUGUUACGCGAGAGCAAUUACAGGCCAGAGUUACACCAAAGCAGGCUACUCCCUUUUUUGUUCAUAAGUUAACUCAAUUAUCACUUCACUUGCAGCGUAAGCUUGAUAGUCCAGGUCUUCCUUCUCUUCAGAAGUUUAUUAUUGCUCGUGACCAGGCUUAUUUUAAGACUGCCUUUUUUAGUGGAGAUAGACCGGGAGAUCUCUCUCAAGUAAAAGUAUCAGAGAUUUUGCGUUUCCCAAAUGAUGAUGGAUUUUUAUUUAAUCAUAUUUGGGGUAAGACCUUGAGGGACGGUGAUCAGAAUGUUUUUGGGAUCAGACGAAACUCGCACACGGCAAUUUGCCCUAUUAGGGGGAUCGAGCAGUACAUGGAUGUGGCACAGCAGUUAUCUAUCGAUCUGACCAGUGGUUAUUUAUUUCGCCCUACCACUCCAAAGGGUGGAAUCCACGAUUCUCCUUUUACUUCUGCCGCUGCUGAAGCACGUCUUAAAGCAUACUUGAAAGAAAUGAACGCAGACGAGGGCGAAACAUUACAUGGUUUUCGGUCCGGUUGUGCCAUCACGUUAGCACUCACUGGCGCAGAUUUGGCAGAAAUUAUGGAUCAUGUCGGUUGGUCUCGUCGUCAUACUGCAUGCUCUGUAUUAUCUACAGCUUGCAAAAGUUCUCAAUCCCGCUGGUGCAUCCGCACGUCUUUCAUCUUCUCGUGCUGCGGAUGUAACAGAACCAUGGAAUGA